AUGUGGAAAUCAUCUCCUAUUCAGAAAUUAAAUCCGACAGUGACUGUUUACGAUCACGAAAAAUACGUAAGUAUCCAGCAACUUCGUUGGAUACUGAAGUCAAUUGGCAUUUGGCCCAAUCCACUCGAAUCCUCUUCUUCGAUAAAGAAAUAUAUGCGCGUGCUAAUAAAUGUAUUUUGUCUCGCUAUGAUGACUUUUAUCUUUAUCCCGUGCGUCUUCUAUGUCGUGCUCGAAGUUGAAGACACAUACAAUAUCUUGAAGUUCACUGGACCGUUGACCUUCUGCGUGAUGGUUAUCAUGAAGUACAGUUUGCUGGCCCUUCGUGGGAGAGAUAUUCGUGUAUGUAUCGAGCAUAUUAAAACCGAUUGGAGGAAUACAUGGUAUCAUAGCGAUCGCGUGAUGAUGAUCAGAAAUGCGGAAUUUAGCCGUCGUCUCAUAGUGAUCAACGCGUUCUUCUCAUACGGUGGUGUCAUGUUUUAUCACAUAGCUUUGCCGAUUGCCGUGGGCAAGAUUACAGAGAGAAAUAGUAAUCUGACGUACCAGCCACUGGUGUAUCCAGUCGCCAGGAAGAUCGUCGACACGCGUUACAGUCCAAUUAAUGAAAUUUUCUUUUGGGUUCAGUUCGUGGCAGGUAUCAUUUCGCAAACCACCACAGUUGCUGCCUGUAGUGUGACUGCCGCUUUGGCAGUACACGCUUACGGUCGUUUGGAGAUUCUCAUGCAGUGGAUUGUGUAUCUAGUGGACGGGCGAGAGGAUUUUGGUAAUAACGUGGACGAAAGGCUGGCCAUAAUUGUGCAAGAACAUGUACGAAUUUUGUGUUUUAUAGAGUUAGCAGAAAAAGUAUUGCACAAGGUAUCUUUUGUGGAAGUUGUAGGAUGUACGCUCAAUAUAUGUUUACUUGGAUAUUACAUAAUUAUGGAAUGGGAAAACGACUUUGAAAUUUACAUAACAUAUAUUGUUCUGCUUAUAAGUUUUAUUUUUAAUCUGUUCAUAUUUUGUUACAUAGGUGAACUUAUCGCCGAGCAGUGCAAGAGGGUUAGUGAAGUAUCGUACAUGAUCGAUUGGCAUCGUCUACCAGGAAAGAAAGCUCUAGCUAUUGUACUAAUGAUAGCGAUGUCCAAUUCAUCGGUUAAGCUUACUGCUGGGAAUAUCAUUGAGUUAUCUAUAAGCAGUUUCGGUGAUGUGAUUAAGACAUCGGUUGCUUAUUUAAAUAUGUUACGUACACUAACUACUUAA
Messenger RNA from Cyphomyrmex costatus, 1236 nucleotides. RefSeq lists its product as uncharacterized. Lineage: Eukaryota; Metazoa; Arthropoda; Insecta; Hymenoptera; Formicidae. The coding region runs from base 1 to 1236 and encodes 411 amino acids. The record is from RefSeq and is a predicted model, not a curated record. Gene Ontology annotation, biological process: detection of chemical stimulus involved in sensory perception of smell; sensory perception of smell. The transcript has 5 exons. Gene Ontology annotation, cellular component: plasma membrane. Gene Ontology annotation, molecular function: odorant binding; olfactory receptor activity.